AUGUUAAGUGGCCAAGAAUGGAAUUCUUCAGCCCUAAAAGAUGAUAAUUCCACAUCAACUGAUGUGGCCAUCAAGUGUGGCCGCUGGACAAUAAUAAGACGUCAGCAGGUGCUACAGCCUAGAGUAACUGUAAUGGCAAUGUUGAUGGUUGCAGUGAUCCUGACUCAACCACUCCCCACCCUGGCCUCUAAUAACACUUGCUUCUACCAUAGUGUGGGCACCAUGAACAACACCAUCGCCAGCGCCUUCGUCUACUACAGGAAUGUCUCCAGGACGAUAUGUUUGGGUCAGUGUACUAUUCAGGGAUGUUUGCUGGUAGCUUGGGGCUCGACCUCUGGAAGUUUUGGAGACUGUUAUCUACUGGGGCACAUUACUGCCCCGUCGACCACCACCAACGUCCUCAACAUCACCCUCAGUGUGUAUGUUCCACCACAACCACGUCUGCUGCUGCUGCUGCCAAGCUUGUCCUGGGCAGGCGCUCGAGACCUGUGCUCUGCCCACGGUGGGCAGCUCUUUGCACCCACCACGGUGGCAGAAGUAACUAUAGUGUAUAAUAAAUGCGGAGUAUGCUGGACAGGUUGGAGCAACCAAUUUACAGGGGGUACAUACAUCACGACCACUGGAGUUCCCAUGAACACCACCUCCAUGUGGUAUCCUCCAAACCCUGACAACUAUGCCGGACUUGAACACUGCGCUCAGGUCGCUGGUAGUGUCGGUAUGAAUGACUGGCAGUGUCAAUAUUCAUUAUCGUCCUUGUGUAGUUUAGGUGUGUGAGAACACGACGUAGCAUUUGAUGAUGAGAU
Cherax quadricarinatus is the source of this 803-nucleotide messenger RNA. The record is from RefSeq and is a predicted model, not a curated record. Lineage: Eukaryota; Metazoa; Arthropoda; Malacostraca; Decapoda; Parastacidae.